Messenger RNA from Nerophis lumbriciformis (worm pipefish), 3325 nucleotides. RefSeq names its product TP53 induced glycolysis regulatory phosphatase b (gene tigarb). Gene Ontology annotation, biological process: regulation of pentose-phosphate shunt; negative regulation of glycolytic process. NCBI's taxonomy places the organism in Eukaryota, Metazoa, Chordata, Actinopteri, Syngnathiformes, Syngnathidae. Gene Ontology annotation, molecular function: fructose-2,6-bisphosphate 2-phosphatase activity. The record is from RefSeq and is a predicted model, not a curated record. Gene Ontology annotation, cellular component: cytosol.
GCGCACGCUGAUGAUGUACGUCAUGACGUAGUAGGGUGCGUCAUAUCUAGCCGCGUGGAGCGAACCAGGAAGUAGCUCAGUGCCGGAAAAUGUUUACGUUUAGUUUAACCUUCAUUCGCCAUGGAGAAACACAGUACAACAAGGACAAGCUAUUGCAAGGCCAAGGUGUGGACACCGAACUAUCAGACACAGGUGUGCAGCAGGCUGAAGCCGUUGGUCGUUACCUAGCAGACGUCCCAUUUAACCAGGUGUUCGCCAGUAACCUUCAGCGGGCCGUGCAGACAGCUACACUUAUCAUGGCUCACAACACUUGCUCACCUGGCGUGGAGAUGCAGCAGGAGCCUUUGCUAAGAGAAAGGGGUUUCGGGGUCGCCGAAGGUCGUCCCAAAGAGGACAUGAAGAACAUGGCCAACGCUGCUGGUCGGUCGUGCCAAGACUACACGCCUCCAGGAGGGGAGACUCUGGAGCAGGUGAAGCUUCGAUUCCAAAAAUUCCUGAAGCUUCUUUUUGCGAAGAUGCAGGAUGUGCAGGGCUGGGGGUCGCCCACAGCCGCAUCAGAGGACACUCCCGCCGGCUCGACGCAGGUGGGCACGGGGGAGUCAUUUGCCCACGUGCUGGUGGUUAGCCACGGCGCCUUCAUCCGUGUGGCGAUGCGUCACUUCCUGGAUGAUCUGAAUUGCUCGCUGCCCGCCGCCUACAAGACGUCUCAGCUGCUGUCUCCGUGUCCAAACACGGGCAUCAGCCGCUUCGUCCUCACACUCCGUGCGUCCUCGUCUGGGCCCGUCCUACACGCCGCUCGCUGCAUUUUCGCCAACAGGAAGGACCACCUGGAAAUGCUCACGGCUGACGUCUAGCAUCGUCAGGAAGUGUUCCAGAUUCUCACAGGGUAAUAAUCAAUCAUCUAUUUAUUGAUCUGUCUCGCUCCAUUGCAAUCAAUGCAACAUGACCUCAUCUGUUGCAGUAGUUUGCAUGUAGUAGUACACCACAGUGCUAAUACUACAAUAAUGAACAAUACUGCGUACAUAAAUAGAAAAAGGAAACAUGAGACAAAAGGUCACUAUAAAACAUCUUUGGAUGUUUCACUCGUCUUUAUUAUCAUCAACAUAUAUAUUUUUUCAUUUCUAAUUUCCAAGUAAAAAUUAGCUGAUUCAUGGUGACUUAUUUGUACCUAUGUUUGUUUUCUUGUACUAACGAGCACAGACACGACAAAUACUCUCUAGGUUUGGGCAUCGAUGAGAACCGGGGCUUACAUUCGGAUUUUCACAGAAACGUCCAAAUUUUAUGAAGUCCAUUCCUAUUUUCGAUGCUCAGUUUGCCGGCCGGAAGAAAAAGAUGCCCCAGCUAACUGUUCAUGUCCAUAAACAGCGUGGAGCCGCUCUCCUAAAUCAUUAAUCCUCUAUCGCGGCAAAUAAACUGAAUUUCUUAAAUGUAGUAUUAUCACUGGAGGACUGUAAGACGAGGCUAGGACGGGCAGGACGGAGCUAAUGGCUUGAAUCAAGUGCUUGGUAUAAAGUUUGAGAAGUGAAGAUGGAAGCGCGUCACAGCAGAAACUAAGCAGAUAUUACCAGGAAAUGAAUACGUGCUUUAAUGAGAGUCAGAGAGAGCAUAAUAGAACAACUGUUGGUCUCCUCUGUUGCUGUUUAGCAGCCACUGCCAGGCUUUACGUAAAGGGAAGAAAGGUUGAUCCAUAAAUCAGUAUCAGUAUAUGAUCGAUACUCGAGUGGUUGAUCGAUAUUUUUAUUUUCUUAAAAUAAUUUUUUGCUGUUGUUUUACAAACUCUGGACUGAGAGCAAAAACCAAAGGAUUUAAAAGAGGUAUUUGUAGUUUUUACUUGUGUUUAGUUAUUGUGUACUAUUAAAGGGGAACUGCACUUUCUUUUGGGACUUUUGCUUAUCAUUUACAAUCUAUGUCAAACAAUUUUAAGUCGUAAAAUUUGGCAAGCACCAGGUGGCUAACAAUGCAGCUAAUGGGACUACACUAUUAUAACCAUAAAUCCCUCUAAAAAAAUACUCCCUUUACAUGUUUUGAUCUGAAUAUACAAGUAUUAGCGAUAUUGUUAUUAUAAGUGCUAACGCAGACGGUCUAUUUUUAGCGGCGCAUUGAUCACAGAGAGCUAACUAGUUUGUGGUGCUAUAUUGACAUACUGAGCCGGCGAGCUGCUGUAUCGCCUCUGAUUGGUGAAAGUUAAUUCUAGAUUAUAAAUCAUGCCUCUCACCUGGAUGCUAGAAGGAUGUGGACAUAAACCGAGAAGUUGGUCAACUUUGACAUCCAACUUAUACCCAGAGAUGGCGAGAAAGACAAGAAAAGACGCUUGUUUGCGGCACCUUUUUUUUUUAAACCUAUGUAAAGAUUAUGACUAAUCAUUCAUCUAAACGGGAAGAGAUAAACAUCCCAUGAGUCGGCAUCCCAGUAAGAGCAGACAUUGUACAGUAAGUGAUUGUUUGUAGUUUGUACAUCUUGUUCAGCACUUAGCAAUAUAGCGACAUGAAGCUUAGUGUUUGUUAAAAAGGAAAACCUAAUGUGAUGCGUCUAUGAAAUUAAUACACCGCCGUAUGCUUAAAAUGAGCAAAAUACGUAAAUAUGACUAGGUAAUAUGAAGGUGCUGUUACUACAGUACUGUACGUGUGUAUAUAAAACGACGAUGGAGGCCUUUGGAUGUUUGUUUUUUGUUUAAAGCACUUUAUAGACUGAAGAGAGCGACUCUUAUUGGGUGCAUUGUUAGCUGACUUUUGCUAAAGUGUCUUUACAAUUUAGAAUGCAAAAAACAGAAACACACAGUAUGUCCUACAGGCAAACUUGCACAAAAGUGAAGUUCCCCUUUAACUUUUGUUUUGCUCAAACAAUGUGAUAAAAAAAACAAGGUUCUAGUUCAAAUGUUGUCUAAGAGACAUAAUUAGGUUUUUUUUUUUUGUGUGUAGCGUGUGGUGGAGAGAUGGUGCUCAUCACAGGGACGAGGGAUGUCGUAAAUCAGGAAGUGUUUAGGCAUGAAGGAGGUAGGCGAGAGGAAGGAAGGGACUUGCCAUACUUUGGUUGAUGACCUUAUUGUACUGUACACUUUAACUGUAUAUAACACAUCUCCACAAUUACCCACAUCACACUUCAGGUGUGAGUAUUACAAGGAGUACUCACUAGUACCUACAUGGCAAGUACUACAAUACUGCUGUGUGUACAUGCAUCUGAAGAAUAUUCACUUGAACACAGCAGGUUUUUUUGUUUUUUUUUACCUUUCUGGGUUUAUUUUUGCUCCAACACUCAUUCAUUAUACUGUAUGUAUAAAUAGCAUAAAUAAAGAAUGUAUCUAAAUAAAUAAAUACUCUUCAUUGAA